AUGAACGUACUGGGGAUUGUCAUCUUCUCGGCCACCAUGGGUAAAACAAAACCUGAUAAUCCUUAUGGUCUGCUGCUGGGGAAGAUGGGAGAACGUGGAGCGCCGUUGGUCAACGUGUGCCAGUGCAUCAACGAGUGCGUCAUGAAGAUUAUCAACGCUGCCAUGUGGUACUUCCCCUUCGGCAUUGUGUUUCUUGUGGCAGGGAAGAUCCUGGACAUGCACGACCCGGCCCACCUGGGAGAGAAGCUGGGCAUGUACUUCAUCACGGUCCUCUCUGGUUUGUUUGUGCACGGCCUCAUCCUGCUGCCUCUCUUCUACUACUUUUUCACUCGCAAAAACCCCUUCCCCUACAUCAGAGGGCUGCUGCAGGCUCUCGUCAUUGCCCUGGCCACAUCAUCAAGCUCAGCCACUUUGCCCAUCACCAUGAAGUGUCUCUUGGAGAACUGUGGAGUGGACCGGCAGAUCGCUCGCUUCGUGCUGCCAGUUGGAGCUACCAUCAACAUGGAUGGGACCGCCCUGUACGAGGCAGUGGCGGCCAUCUUUAUCGCUCAGGUCAACGAGUAUGACUUGGACUUUGGCCAGCUGGUCACUAUUAGUAUAACGGCAACAGCAGCGAGCAUCGGGGCAGCUGGGAUACCUCAAGCCGGUCUGGUUACAAUGGUGAUUGUCUUGACCUCUGUGGGGUUGCCGCCUGCUGACAUCUCGCUGAUUGUUGCCAUUGAUUGGGUCCUUGAUCGGUUUCGGACGAUGAUCAAUGUUCUUGGUGAUGCCUUAGCUGCUGGGAUUAUGGCUCAUUUAUGUAGGAAGGACUUUGAGAAAGCAGAAACUACUCCUGCACCUACUGCCACUCCUGACGCCAAUAACGGAGGAGGCCCCAACCGGAGAGACACCGUAAUCUCAUUUGGUAAUCAGAGCGUGGCGAUGUCUGACGCUCCUCUGAUCACGCACCGCUGCGAUUAUGUGUUUGAGGUGGAUGGAGAAAAUGUGCUGGAGAGACCUGUGGCCUGCUACAACCUCUGCCACGUCUGAGACACUUUUUACAGGACGGAGAGCAGGGGACACUGCCUUCUGUAGGGACUAAUUAACCUCUUCGGAUCGAAGGGACCGUCAUCUGAGGCCCGAAAUAAAUCCAGUUGGUUAAAAUCCAGUCAGGUUUCUGUUCUAAAUGAAGUAUAUUGUGGCGUCAGGGUUUAGCGGCUUAAAUGGAUUUUGCCUGUGCCAUGCCGAAAACAAAAACCUUCGUUACUUGAUAUACUGCACGUUUCCAUUCAGUUUAGACUGUGGGGAAAUGCAACUUUCACAAUUAAUCUAAAACAUUGACUACACCAGUAGACAUGCAUUAGAUGGAGAUUAGCGGUAACGGUUAGACAUUCACAGUAGGCCUGUUCUAGAUUGAUCAAGGUUUUGAGCUGCCUUAACAUGAUCUCAGUUUCGACAAUAAUUCUGAGAACCUGAAAGACUUGAAAGUAAACAAAAACUGACAAUGAGCAAAUGUGUUUUGAUGAAGUGAACCUUUGUUAGACGUGGUAUUUAUAUUCAUAGA
Cottoperca gobio is the source of this 1543-nucleotide messenger RNA. RefSeq names its product excitatory amino acid transporter 5-like. Gene Ontology annotation, biological process: L-glutamate transmembrane transport. Gene Ontology annotation, molecular function: neutral L-amino acid transmembrane transporter activity; glutamate:sodium symporter activity; L-glutamate transmembrane transporter activity. The transcript is spliced from 7 exons. The record is from RefSeq and is a predicted model, not a curated record. Gene Ontology annotation, cellular component: plasma membrane. The coding region runs from base 1 to 1029 and encodes 342 amino acids. NCBI's taxonomy places the organism in Eukaryota, Metazoa, Chordata, Actinopteri, Perciformes, Bovichtidae.